ACUCCUCAUUCUGAACCUACACAACUCAGAGAAGAACACACACCUGAGGACAGUCAGGAAAAAUGGGUGAAGAACUUUUCAGACCGGAAUCUCACUGAACCUCAAAAGAAAUUAUUAGCCAAAGGACUCAAUUUUGCCAUUUCUCCGCAACAGUUGCCCAUAGUGGACCUCAUCACAGCCACAGAAUCUGCCAUACGGAUUAAUAAAUUAUCACAGACAGAAGCAGAGCAAAUCAGGAUGAAAGUCUCAGCCACGCUCUCCAGUGCCAAAGUCCCUCCAUCUAACCUCACAAUACAAGAAAAGAAGGCCGUUGCUUCCCCGAUCAAAGACCACAAAAUCAUUAUACUACCAGCUGAUAAGGGAAGGUGCACCGUGGUCCUAAACACAACGGAUUACCACACAAAGAUCACUACUCUCCUCAGUGACAACAACACCUACGAAGCUUUAAAGCAAGACCCCACAAGCAGCUACAAAAAGAAAGUUAUAGCUUGCCUUCAGGACCUUGAAAGGGACAAAAUCAUUGACCGCCUCACAUAUCACCGCCUUUACCCAGGGGAUGCCAUACCCUGCAUUUACAGAUUUCCUAAGAUCCAUAAAGAAGGUGUCCCACUCAGACCUAUUGUCAGUAGCAUCAACUCAGCCACUUACAACAUUUCGAAACACCCUACUACCAUCCUUGCACCUCUUGUGGGGAACACCCCACAUCACAUCAAGAGCGCCACCGACUUCACCGACAAGUUAGUUUUAGAGUAG
Molecule: messenger RNA, 753 nt
Organism: Haplochromis burtoni (Burton's mouthbrooder)
Lineage: Eukaryota; Metazoa; Chordata; Actinopteri; Cichliformes; Cichlidae
Exons: 2
Source: RefSeq, a predicted model, not a curated record